AUGGAUGAAGAAUUAUAUCAAUACUAUGAGUAUUUACUCAAAUAUGUUCCGCGGUCUGCCGAACUUUUGUUAAGUCAGAACGCAAAGGACGUAGAACACAUCAGAGAACAAAUAAUUUUAACUCAUAGAGCCAUUUCACUUAUACCGACAUUACUUAACAAAACACAAUAUAGUAACUACCUUCCAGACAAAACUGAGCGCCCAACAUUCGUAUUUAAACCCACAUUAGUUGUUCCACCUCGUGUAUCUCCACAAUUACUACAGCAAGCAUCACAUUUAUUUCAAUUCAUUCACUCCAAUCCUAUCGCAUUACUCGAUGCCCUGCUAAAUGAGAAAGAUACUCCUUUAUUUAAUUAUAUAAUCCACUCAUCUCUUCCUUCUUUAUUUGGAUAUUACUCCUCUCAGGAACAUAUCAAUUUUGCAUUUACAUUUUACGCACAGGUUAUCAUGAAAUGCGAUAUUACUGUUGGUUCUGAAAUUUUAAUUCCAUUUUUCAGAACAACAUGUAUACAAAAGUAUAUUGAAAAUACAAUAAAUCCAUUUGCGAUAAGCUUGAUGUCCGAUUCUCGUAUCUCAGGAUCCGAAUUAAACCAAAGUUUUCUCGAAUUUUACAAAAAUUAUUUAAAGACAUUAUUAUUUGGCGCUAGUACUUGCAUCAUGCACUAUCACUCAGUCAUUAUAAAGCUAAUGAAAGACAAUUGGGGCGUUACUGCCACAGGAGAAUUUUUAAUCAACACAAUCAUACGAUAUACAGCAUCCAUUUGGUUUUCUGCCAGUGGAUUUUCCGAAAAACUACCGAUAUUAAACCAAGUUAUCGAUAAUUUCAUAUCAGAUCAGCACUCAUUAGAAGGAAUAGUAAAUAAAAUGAUCGAAACAGACUCAGGAAUCGAAAUACCAGACAUGUAUCACACAUUCAAGCACCAGUACGUAUUAUUCUUAACUACUUCUCAUGAUUUCCUUGCAUUAGCCAAAUUAAUGCAAAAAGUCAUUCAAAUUCCUCAAUCAGUCACAACAAACAAUACAGAAACAAAUCCGAAGAACGCCGUCUUCUGGUUCAAGAUUUUUCCAAAGAGAAAACUCCCAAAUCACCAAAUUAUUCGUCCUUUAGUUUUUUCCAUCCCAGAAAAGGAGCCGCUCGUAAAUCCGAAGUUCGAUACGCUCUGGCGUGAAAUACAGACCCACGCGGACCAAGCAAACAUCGAACCUUUUGAAUUUUUGAUGUCGAAGCGAGAUAUUUAUAAUUUUCCACACGAUCUCUUGGAGUAUACUCUGAAAAAAUCAAUAGAAGCAUUGGAACAUGACGCAACUCUUUUCGAACAGUUAAUGAGAUUUAUGGUUUCGAUAUCCGAGAUGAAGAAAUGGUUUGAGGUUUCCCAGCACUGCCUUGACAUGGUUACAGACCAAGUAGCAACAACUGCAGCGACGCUUUCCUUUAAAAGAGGCUAUCAAAUGAUAAAUUACGCAUUUCAGAAAGCAUCGAAUCUUUUCGAUAGUAAUUACAUAAAACAGAAUCAGUAUAUUAGGCUUUUGCAGAUGUACCUACCGACUUUCAUUGUUGGCGUUGAAAAGAAAUUAGAUAUUUUAGAUUCAUGGUGGAGCUCCAAAAUAGACCAGCUCAACCAGCAGAUCGAUGAACUAGAAUCUCAUUUCCGCGGUCAGGCAGCGAACAACGUGCUCUGGGAUUGCGUAAUGAGGGUUUCUUUAGUCCGACCACAGAAUUUAUUGGUUUCUUUUCGGAUAAUUUUGGAAAUCUGCCAAAGACUAUCGAUGCUCUCCAAGAUAACCGGGAGCUACGAUAUCCGAAUCAUAGGAGAACUCUUCAGGAAGGUCGCAAUCCUAGGAAAAGCGAAAGGUUUGAUGUCCGUGUAUAUUAUUUUGGGAAGUAUAGCUUUCGACAGCGCGUGCUUCAGGGAUCUUUGCUCUGAAGCUGAAGAACAUGGAUGGUAUGCCCUGGAAAGCGCUCUUUUCUAUUAUGUCAAAGAGGAACCUGAAAUUCAAGCGGCAAUGACUGAAGUUCAGGACCAUUUUAGAAAUAUUGAGAAAGAUGGAGAACAGCCAAAGCAAUAA
This is a messenger RNA of Trichomonas vaginalis G3, 2067 nucleotides long. RefSeq lists its product as uncharacterized. The record is from RefSeq and is a predicted model, not a curated record. The coding region runs from base 1 to 2067 and encodes 688 amino acids. Lineage: Eukaryota; Parabasalia; Trichomonadida; Trichomonadidae. The transcript has a single exon.